Messenger RNA from Salpingoeca rosetta, 1506 nucleotides. RefSeq lists its product as uncharacterized. The coding region runs from base 1 to 1506 and encodes 501 amino acids. The record is from RefSeq and is a predicted model, not a curated record. The transcript has 2 exons. NCBI's taxonomy places the organism in Eukaryota, Choanoflagellata, Craspedida, Salpingoecidae.
AUGAGCGCCCGCAUCCCCCGUCUGCCCGUGAAGGCCCCGACCUCUCGCCCACGCCAGCAGCGCAAGGCUGGUCGGCCCAACUUUGACGACGUCACUGUUGGCUUCCAGCCCACGCGCAAGGCGAUGCCUGCUAUCGACAAUGCAGAUGAGCUUCUGGCUUUCUUUAAGAGCAGCUACCACGGCAUGAGCGGGCCCAAGAAGAUCCCUCGCUUUGUGCCUGACGACUAUCCAGAGCGUACCAGCAUCCCGAUCAAGCUCACCGACGUCUACAUCAAGCCCGAUACCUGGGAGGAGCGCGGUACUAAGGGCACCAUCCGCACUGCCGUGGCUGAGGUGGCCAAGAGCACCCCCGACGUUCCCGUGCAAGCCGCCGACAUGAUGGGCACCCUUAGGGGCUGCCUGGAGCGCAUCGAUCCAGACAUGUACCAGAUCACCUGGCCCAAGGACGACAUUGUCAACAUCCGCCUCACCUGGGGAUUGGACACAGCGGACCCCAAGCUCGACGGCGUGCCCUGCAAUGUGAGGGGAGACAUUCGUUUCUCACGCAAGCAUGAUGUGGUGCUUGGGAGGGAUGACACGCGGGAGUUUCGCACUUUGCUCACCAACUCUGAUGGCAAGCUUUUGGUUGACUCGUCCGCCAGCACCCAGCCCGUGAGCGCUAGCAGCCUUCCACUCCCAACAGGCGCAUCGACGGAGGCCACGCUUUCUGCGGUGAAGGAUGCCGUGGAGGGAACCGUGUCUGUGAGCGCAACGUCGCUACCGCUUCCCACGGGUGCCGCAACUGAGACCACGCUUAGCGCCGUGAAGACGGCUGUGGAGGGGACCCUCGACGUGCAGGCGACUUCACUCCCGCUGCCCACGGGCGCUGCAACUGAGACCACACUUGCGGGCGUGAAGACCGCUGUGGAGGGCACCCUAGACAUCCAGGCAGCAUCGCUUCCGCUACCCACGGGCGCUGCAACUGAGGCGACGUUGGCGGAUGUCAAGAAUCAGCUGGUGAACCCAUUGCCGCUUCCGAACAACGCAGCGAAGGAAACCACACUGGAUGCCUUCAAACUAUCCAUGGAAAACACGGUGGCGACAGAAGCCACUCUGGACACAAUACGGAGCACGCUGCAGGCUCCCCUCCCACUUCCCACGGGGGCAGCUACGGAAACCAGCUUGACGACGAUGAACAGCAAGUUCACCACCAACUCCACCCUCGUACACACUGGAGCAGUUGCAGCAGGCACCUUCACCAAUUCCGACCCCAUCAAUGCCAACGGGUUCUCCCUCGUCACAGUGUACGCAAGCUCAUCCAACACACCGUCCUUUACGUACCGCCUUCAGGUUUCGCCUGAGGACAGCAACCCCUCUCUCUGGUUUCAUCUCGCAGAAGUCACUGUAAGCACAGAGGAUAAGGUGUUUUCCACGUAUGACCUGGCAGCCGAGUGGGUUCGCUUUCAGAUCACUGAUGGUGCAAACACGGGCGACCUUGACGCAUAUGUGUCGCUCUCUCGCGCCUAA